AUGAGGAAACGGAAGCCAGCGAGAUUAUAUAGCAUACCCAAGCUCACACAGAGGGCAGACAGCUUCUGGAUCCACACGUUGUAUGGCAUCCACACAAUGGUGAUCUACGCCCUGAACACCCGCCAGGAUGAGACCGAGGCGGGCAUGGAGGCGCUGCGCGAGGCCCACCAGGAGGAGCUGCAGCAGGCGGUGGCGGAGACCGAGGCCAGGCUCCUGCAGGCGCAGGGCCGCGCGGGCGAGGAGGAGGCCCUGCGGCAGCGCAUCCAGGCCCUGGAGAGCGCCCUGGAGCUGCAGAAGCGGCUGACACAGGAGGCGCUGGCCCAGUCGGCCUCGUGCAGGCUGGAGACCCAGGAGAGGGAGCUGAGGGUGGAGGCCGAGCACGCCGAGCGAGUGCUCACCCUCUCCAAGGAGAUGCUGGAGCUCAAGGCCAGCUAUGAGAAGAGGCUCCGGCACCUGAGUGGCCACGAGGCGCCCCGGUGGGGCCGGCUCGACCAGGAGAGUCCCGAGCCCAAGGCCGAGCCGGGCUGCGGCCCCGAGAUGCGGGAGGUCCUGCUGGAAGUGGAGCGGCUGCGAACGGAGAACCAGCAGCUGAGCAAGGACUAUGCACGGAAGGCCGAGGAGCUGCAGGCCACGUACGAGCGGGAGAACGAGGCGGUCCGGCAGGCGAUGCAGCAGUCGGUGAGCGAGGCCCUGUGGCAGUGGCAGGAGAAGGAGACCGACCUCCGGAAGAACUUCCAGGCCCAGGAGGCAGCCCUCCAGGCCCAGGUCCGGAAGCUGGAAGGGGAUCUGGAGCACAGAGGCCGCAAGAUUAGUGACCUGAAAAAGUACGCCCAAAAGCUGAAGGACCGCAUUCAGGACCUGGAUGUGCAACUCAAGGAGGCUCGACAGGAGAAUUCAGAGUUGAAAAGCACGGCAAAAAAACUUGGGGAGAAGCUGGCCAUUGCCAAAGAUAAGCUGAUGUUGCAGGAGUGUCAUGUGACACAGAAAACCGAUGACAUGAAGACAGAGAGAGUUUCAGAGAAUGAAGUCCUAGGGAAAGAGAAUGAUUUGGAAACCUGCAGUCUCCAUCCUCAGCAGGACCAGAACUUUGCCAAGGAGUGUCCCUGCACAAAAGGAGGCACAGAUACACAGACCAAGAAAGAAGCAUGCAUUGAGACAGAAUUUAUGAAGCAAAAAUAUGAAGAAGACCUUCGCAAAAUCAAACAUCAGACAGAAGAGGAGAAGAAACAUCUCAAAGACCAGCUAAUGAAGCGCCUAGAAGACUUGGUGAAGAAGCACACGGUGGAAAUCAAGUCAGUUCGCUCAUCGGUGGAAGCUGAAAGGAAGAGACUGCAGAAGGAAGUAGAAGCACAAUUGGAAGAAGUGAAGAAGAAAUCAGAAAAUGAAAUAAAGCAGCUGGAAGAAGAGAAAGCGGCCCUAAGUGUGAAGCUCCAGAAUUCACUGCUUGAGGUUUUAAGGCUGGAAGAAUUUAUCCAACAGAAUAAGGCAUGUCCCCCAAGAGGCAAUGAAAGGCCCCAGGAAUUGGACUGCCAGCACUACAACAUUUUAGAGACCCAGGAUCCAUGCUUGAGACCGAAUGAACCUUCUCAGACUCUGCCCAGAGGAGAGAAAUAUCAAGAUAAGUUAGCAGCUGAAGAAGGAACCAGCAGCGAAGAGGAGGAAAGGAUCGAAGUGCCCAUCAAGGAGGGAGGUGACCUGCAGCCUCCAUUGGGCUCUUUGCCAAAGGAGAAGGCACCAGAAAUCCAGCGUCUGCAGGAGGAGUGGCAGAGCCAGAAGGCCAGAUUGCAAGCCCAGGUCUCGCAGAUGCAGCAGGCCUUGGAGCAGUGCGCCACAAGCUACAGGGAGGACCUGCGAGAGCUCAAGCAGCUUUCGGACCACGAGCGGGAGCAGCUGCGGCAUGAGCUCCAGGAGACCGUCCAGCAGAGUCAGGCAGCCAAAGCCCAGCUUGAGGCUGCCCACAAGCGAGCUCUCUGCAUGCUUGAGAAGGCUAAAGACCAGGAAGUCAAGGCCACAGAAGAACGCUUGAAGAAGGAAUCCAGCCACAGCCUCCAGAUCCAGCACCAGACGCACCGGCUAGAGAUGCAGGCCUUGGAGGAAAAGGCCCGGCAAGAGCUCCAAGGGGAGUUAGAGAGGAUGCAGGCUCAGCAGGCACUGCUCUUAGAGUCCCUGAGGCAGGAGCUGGCAGAGCAGCGGGCUGCCUGCUCUGAGCACCAGAAGGACUUGGAGGUUCUGCAGACCGAGCUGAGGGCCCUGGAGAGCAUGGGCAGACGGCAGGCCAUCACCCAGUGUCCAGGGGACAGCGAGGACCGUGCUGGGACUUCAGAGGAGGAGGGCGGCCCGGGCCAGGCGGGCUCCCCCAAAGGCAAGAGCGCAGCGGAGCUGCAGCCCAGCGAGGGAUGCGGCCUCCGGGAGGAGAACUCGCAGCUCAAGGAGGCAGUGAGGCGGCUGCAGGCCGAGGUGGAACAGCACCAGCAGGAGGCGCUGCAGCUCCGCGACCAGCGCAGGCUGCUGGAGGAGGAUCAGCAAGCCCAGCGGGCCCGGGAGGUGGAGAUGCUGCGCCAGGAACACCGGAAGGAGAUGCAGGCCAUGGUGGCUGAUUUCAGCAGUGCUCAAGCCCGGCUCCAGGCCCGGCUGGCUGCCCUGGAAACUGAACUGAAAGAUUCCGGAGAGAAGCCAGGGAAGGGGGCGUCCAGGCCAGAGGACAUUCAGCUCAUAGGCCGUCUGCAGACCCGCUUGAAGGAGAGGGAGGAGAUCAUCAAGCAGCUCACGGAGGAGAGAAGAUUUCACUAUGCAGCGUUCCCCAGCGCAAUGUCCCAUCGGAAUAGAUCCUUCUCUUUCAAUCCUCACCCAGGGUAUUUGACCCCUUCCAUGAAGAAGAAGAAGGUGGAGGAAGUGCCCAGCCGAGUGGUCAGUGUGCCUAACCUCGCUUCCUACGCCAAGAACUUUCUGAGUGGUGACCUGAGCUCCAGGAUCAGUGCCCCUCCGAUAACUAAGUCACCCAGCUUGGACCCAGGUCCCAGCUGUGGCCGGCCCUACAAACCCACCCCAUCUCUAGAUGUGAAAACUGCCACAAGGACACAAGAUGAUGAUACAGCCCAACCCAAAGAAGUCCAACAGAAGCAAGGUUCAGCUCACCAGGAAUGGUUUACCAAAUAUUUUUCUUUCUAAACUGAUCCUUGGGAAAGCAUAAAGAGGAUAUUUGAAAAACAUUUCUUUUGAAACACCUGAUUGAAGGAAUGAACUAAAGAGUCAACCAAUCAAAUAACUUGCUUGCAAUAUGAUUUACAUAUAUAGCUAAAACAAAUUCUUACAUUAACAUUUCAUACUGUUUCAUUGUGAUGUUAAGAUGAAACAAGCCAGUGUUUUCAGAAAGCACCCAUAGGGAAAUAUUAAUGUUACUGAUGACCUAUACAUAUUUCUAGUGUCCAUAAGAUUGCACACCACCUUGUGGAAUAUCAGACUUUGUGCUUUCCACCGUCUACUUUGAAAGUGGUUUCAUUUUUCCUAGGAUGCUGAUCAUCUUUACUUUAAACUGUUUCUAUGUAAAUAAUUUCAAAAUGCACACGUAACCUCAAUAGGAAGGGAAAUAAAGCAAAGCUCAGAAUAACCAGGAAAGUCGUUUUUAAAAACCAAACCAAACUACUAUGAAUGGACUAUAGCAGAAAUUGGCAUAGUUGGAUCAAAUAUUUUGACUUCCUAGGUCCAGGACAUGAAGAUUACAGAGGAUGUAACACCUACCUCAAAGGGGCUUUUUGAGGUUUAAAUAAAAUAUGGGUAAUAAUUCUAAUCAUGAACUGGAAUUAAGCCUUGCCAGGAUUUUUCUGUGAAUAAUGGAGCCUCACCCUGUCAUACAUCUCGACCUCAAUGACUGUAGUAUCAGUUUGAUUGUUUGUGAUGGUUUCUAGACUAUCUGUUCUUUGAAGUCAAAGACCUACUGAACCUCUAGUCUUGCCUCGUGGUGCGUUGCUUCCCCACUGCAUGGAUGCUCAGUAGAUUAAAGGGAAAUGGGAAUGGCUGUUCAGUGCUGACCUUGCUGUCAGUCCAUGAUGAGUUGUCUGAUCCUCUGAUGGAGCACUGCAAUUUAACAAACUCAAUACAGCUUUCGGUGGGAAAAAUAUAUUCUCAAUCCUUUGGUGCUGGCCCAGCAGGUGGCCUAUAAACAGUUGUCUAUUCCAUGCACUGUCAAAUCUUUGCUCUCUGAAUAAAACUUUAAACAAUUGGGCAAUAAAAAUGGUGUGACUUGUAUUGAUUUUUCAGAGGUGAAAUUAUACAAAGGCUGAACUUGGAAACAGGGACUUCACAUUAACCUCAGUCAGAUCAUCUUCAAUAAAAUGGAGCUACUCAUGCACUUGGAUCAUUUUGAGAGAAAUGCAAUUACAACUCAGACUCACAAUUUGAAAGUAAAUUUACUACCUAAUUAAAACAUGUAGCCCAAUAACAUACUUUUUUAAAAUGCAAAUACUUACUACCAUCUGUGUAACAUGCCCUGUUACUUUUCAGUAUCAAGUAUUUUUAAAUUUUAUUUCCUGCUUAAGGUAACAUUAUAGGAUAGUGUUCUGUGUUUUUAAAAAUACAUACAGGUAGUACAUACAGUAGUUCAUUUUUUGUUGAAAUAUUUUCCCACCACUGUGCAACUCCUGAUGACUAACAAAGGAGGCUGUUUAACUCGGCAUAACACAUGCUACAGAGAUAGAAUUUUAUUGAGACCCCACAUCAGUUUUAACUCCUUGUUGCAUGUGACUAAAAGAUCAUGCUAAAUUUCAAGGUUAUACACAAAUAAUUAUCUUUGCUAAAUACAUCUUGGCAUGCAUCUAUCAUUUUUUCUUUAGGACAUAUUCCUUGAGUAUUGAAAUAAAGCAUCAAAGGAUAUGCCUAGGCUUUUUGUGUAAUACUACCAAAUUACCAAAAAGUUUCUAGCAAUUUACACCUUCACCAACAGGGAAUGAAAUUCUCCCUCUCUGUACCCUAAAUGAUAAUGAUAAGGAAAUUUGAGAGAGAAAACAUUCUUGUUUUCUUUUGCAUAAUCUGGUUCCAUUCAUCUCUCAAGAGCAGAGUGGUCUAGAGAUGAUGGGGAUGGCUUGGAGGUUAACAGCAGACAUUAAGAGAAAUGAACUGAUUCAGAAUUGAUUUAGGAGGAAAACAGGGUAUCUCUUUAGGCUAUAUUAUAACAGAGAGGAGGAAUUAACAUAUUCCUGGAACAAAACUGGAAAGGAACAUUUUCCAGUUGCCAACUGUUUCUUCACUGGGGGAGAAAAGAAUGAAGUCGUCCAAUUAGCAGUUGCACACUACAUACCUGAGCCCUUAUUACUGCUCCAGUGUCAUUGCAACAGCAGGUGCAACUGAGGCUGUUUGCUAUAUACUCGGUCUCCAGCCUCUACCUGGACUCUAUAUGGUCUAGUCUGGGAAAGUAAACGGAGCUAUGAUUGGGACGAGUUUCCUAGCAUCCUUUAGGUUUCUAAGAAAAGCACUAAUCUCCACCAUCCCCCAGGUGCAGCACUGGUUUUGAUCUGCUGCCUCCUACUAGCUUCUCAGCUGUCUGUUCUCCCCCUGCAGGGGAUAACCAAAGAUGCCCCAGGAACUCAGAGGCCUUUGAGCAUUAAAGUUACUCUGUCAUUGUCCCCUUUGCUGCGAGUCGAGACAGUGGAGUGUUAACCAGUCAAUUCCACCGUUCUUAUACGCAACACUGAAUCUGUGCAUUGACAAAAGUUCCCUUCCACUGGGACACUUGCCCAGGGCAGCACUGGUAAAAUCAAUAAUGAGGCCACCCUCUUGUGCUGGUGACUGGACCUCACAUCCCACUCAGGAUGUAUCUUCCUGCCAGUUGAACAGUGAGUGAGUCAGUCUCCAACCUCACUGUCCUGUCGAUUCUCUCAGACCGUGCUCACAGCAGCAUGUCAGUCACGCCCUCCAGGAGAUAUACACUGAGACAGCUGAAGGAGCAAAGACCACCAGACACCUAGCUACAGGUGAAUGAGUUGCGUUUAUUAUUUGUUGGAACAGAGGAAGAAUGUCCAUCAUGAAGAAUCCUGGGGCUUUUCAGAGUGUUUUAGAAAGAUCCUAUUUUAAGAUUUUGGCAUUGGAUACUUUCAAGGAGGUUCUAAAAGAGCAGGGCUUCACUCCAAACUGGAUGCUGUCAGAAAGGAGAGGAAACUCUACAGCUGGAUCUUAUCUUACUCCAGUAGUCAUAUACAGAUGUGAGAGCUGGACCAUAAAGAAGGCUGAGUGCCAAAGAAUUGAUGCUUUCAAAUUUUGGUGCUGGAGAAGACUUUUGAGAGUCCCCUUGACAGUAAAGAGAUCAAACCAAUCAACCCUAAAGGAAAUCAACCCUGAAUAUUCAUUGGAAAGACUGACGCUGAAGUUGGAACUCCCAAUACUUUGGCCCACGUGAUGUGAAGACCUGACUCAUUGGAAAAGACCCUGAUGCUGGGAAAGAUUGAAGUCGG
Messenger RNA from Odocoileus virginianus texanus, 6443 nucleotides. The record is from RefSeq and is a predicted model, not a curated record. Lineage: Eukaryota; Metazoa; Chordata; Mammalia; Artiodactyla; Cervidae.